Pomacea canaliculata is the source of this 7894-nucleotide messenger RNA. Its product is annotated as zinc finger protein 235-like. Bases 3977 to 5206 code for a protein of 409 amino acids. NCBI's taxonomy places the organism in Eukaryota, Metazoa, Mollusca, Gastropoda, Architaenioglossa, Ampullariidae. The transcript has 4 exons. The record is from RefSeq and is a predicted model, not a curated record.
UCAGAUAUCAUCUUGAGCACGCGUGUUCUGUAUUUGGUACCUGUUUACAGGACCAGAUCCUGAUCUUGCCUCAGCUGCUGGCUCCACACAAAAAAAGUUCUCUUCCCCACCUCAUCCCCCCAAUUCUUCAUAUUAGUCUGACUUUACACAAGCAAUUUGUUGCUAUAAACCUCUAUAGCUGUGUUGAGUUCCAUUCAGUCCCUUGAGAUAUAUUGGUCGCUGGGAUAGUUUACUGGGUGUUGCUGAGUGACAGUCCACAGGUCCGGCAUGGUUUGCAUUCUGGUAUUCUCUUUUCUUUUUGUUUUCAAUUGUACCUUUCAGAUAAAUCUGUAUGUCCUGGAGAGGAGUGUAGUGAGGCUGCUGAAGGAAACAAAAUUACACAAAAACUUUUUGAUGCAGAUAUCUGAAUCAAUAAUAAAGAUUUUCUAAUAUUCUUAUCUUAAAUAAUCAAAGUGCAGUUGUGAUUAAUGUGUUCAGUGAAUCUUUUACUCCAAUUAAGAAAAAAGCUAUCCUCAUCCAGCUGGUACUGGUGAAUGGAUCUUGUAGCUGGAAAGUAUUGUUGUGGCAAGGUCAAGGUGUUUUCUCAUCAACCUUGUACGUCCUUUUUAUGUCUCUAAGCCAGAGUUCCUGAAAGGAAUCCAUGCUAUCUUUUAUGCAGACAACUUGGUUUUCUGGUGCUUGGGGGAAAAUGAAACAAUGACAACAUAAAAGAUACCAUUCUCCCUGAACAGAAUAGCAGCAUGGACAGACAACUGGUGUGUCACCCAUCAGAGAGAAAACAACAAUCGCCCUUUUAUUAUGAGAAAGCAGGCUGGCACUGGAGAACAGGGGCGAAUGAGAAAAUCCUCUAAACUGUGUUUCAAGGAACUGUGAGACCACACAUUCAGUAUGGGUCAAGCUCUUGGAUAAUAAUAAUCAAGACACACCAACAAAUCCUGGACAAAGUCCAGAACCAAUUAUUAGGGACAACUCCUGGGGCCAUGAGAACAACAGCAGUAAAAAUGAUGGAACAGAUAACAGCAACAUCUCCUUUCAGGUGGUGGCCACACCACCAAGCUCUCGCUGCACCAACUACAGCAGCAGAUCAAGCUUAGACUUUCAGGCUUUCUUUCUCACAAAUGCCUGUCUGUGCUGCAGGCUGCACACAUUAACAGCACUGAGAAAUAUCAAUUUUCUAAAAACGGUCCUGCUGUGGUCACCCCGAAAUUGUGAUAUUAAAGGUAAUUAGCAGGUUGACAGAAUGGCAAAAGUUGGGGAUGAAGAAAGGCACGAUGAAAACAAAGUCAGAAAUGGAGAUCCUCAUUAAGGCUCUGUAGAGACACCCCCUUCAAACAGCUACUAUUCAGAUCAGACCAGAUGAUCAUUUUCCACCUCAAGACAGGCUGUAAUGCACCACACUUGUACUCAAAGCAACUUGUGUCAUCUCCAGUGUAUUUUUGUGGGGAAACAAAACACACACAAUGUGGUAUAACAAGAGAGGAUAUCUGGGCAUGAAUAGUUGUCAAAGUAAAAAGCAGAGCAAGUGUCCAACUGUGUGCAGGAAAAUAACCUAAUGUAAAGGCCUACACUUUGUAAGUACAGUGCAAGCGUUUGACUAUGUGCAGGAGGAUAAUUAAACGGUGAUGUGAAUUUUUGCACAGAAGAACAGUUGUGUGAAUCUUCAUUAUAACAUAAUAGGAAAGAAAAAUUAAACAACUUGCACUAAUUGACACUAGUUUUUAUAAGUAAAAGCAUGAAAAUGUCUGCUGAUCUGUUAAUCCUUUACCAAAUAAAGAUGAAUUCUGGUCUCCAAGCAUAUUCAAAGCAAACAACAAUAAUAGUUCAUGUCUUACACUGUUUUUGGAGUAAGUGAUGUAAAAAGCAUGCUGAAGACAAAAAGUAAGCACAUUUUCGGACUCCAACACAACAUGCACUGGCUCACCGCAAGGCUGAAUUUAUGCCUGCUUUUGUUUAUCUUCUAUAUCAACGGCUGUUGCAGUAACAAGGGUCAAUACCUUGUCAAAUUCUCAGAUGACACUGCACUGCUCACUCUUCUUAGGGGUUCAGUAGAUACCCAUAGUGUAGCCUUGGCUGAAUUUAGUGCUCAGAUUGAUGUCAAUUUCUAAGAAUUUAAUGUAAGACCAAAGAGAUUGUCUUUGGUUUCUGUCAGAAUUCUCCACUACAUUCCGUGUCAUCUAUGAAAAUGAGGCGGAAAUUGUCAAUACCUUUGAAUACCUGGGCACCAUCUUCAACAAGACUUAGCUGGGAUCCCAAUACUCUAGUUUUCAUGAAGGUUCAACAGGGCUUCUUCCUUCUCUGAAGCUAAAGUCUUUCUCUGUUUUCCAAAGAUAUAUUCAGCUAUUUUAUGUAUCCUAACAGCAUGCUGUCCUUCUCAAUUAUCUGUUUUUAAAACAGUUUACCAGUGAAAAACAAGCCAGAGUAGCUUACAUUAUGUUUUAUCUACUGCUCCAAAGUUAUUGGGACUGCCCAGAGUGCUCUUCAGACUCUUCAGGCAGAUACUUCUGAAAGUGUCUGACAUUCUUCACAAUGACAGGCAUAUCCUGUCACAAGAAUUAUUUUCAACUUCUAUCAAGCCACCAAUUCUGUGUACCUGCAUGGAGGACCAACUAAAUGAGGCUGUCAUUCGCUAUUUCAGCCAUGCGACUUCUGAAUGUUGCUGUGCGCAAAUUAUGUAGCUCCAAUGUAAGCCUGAUCAUACAUAUAUAAGUCAAUUUGGUGCAGUGGAUAUGAACAUGUUGUGGCAUUGCUGUUUAUCUUCCAUAUAAAGCUGCCUCUAAUUGCCCUAUGGGUUAAAUAAAGUCUUAUCUUAAAUCCGAAUUUCUCAUAAGGAAGAGUAAGCACUUUUUCUCUUUAGAGGCAGCUCAACUUCUUUUCUUUCCUAUGCAGAUGUGCACAUUUAUAAGCCUGCACAUUUAUCUGCACCUUUGUAACAGCUAAUGUUGAUAAUAACUGAAUUUAAUAGCUACUACAGCUACCUUCAGUAAAACAUAAAAAUAUAAGUGGCAGUAAGUGAUAAAAGUAAUCUGAUUUAUUGCUUUUAAGUGCUGCUGACAACUGCAUAAAGCUAUCUGUGUGUAAUGCAUUAGUAAAAGAAUAAAAAAAAAAAAAAGCUAAAAAGAGAUAUGAAAGAACAUGAAGACAAAAAUAAUUUCAACAAAACAUAUUUAAAAGGAUAUAUGUUAUCUAAAGGUAAAGAACAAAGGCAAAGUAAAACACAAAACAAAAACAACCAAACAAACAAAAAUCAAAUGUGUGUGCCAUACCUGUUUAUAACACCUUUGCGUCUGGUUAACUAACCAUUUCUUAGUUAACUUUCUGCACAACGCUCGGUACCAGUCAUGAAACAACUGAUGACUGACUUUCUGCGCAUACCUCAACCACUAAAAUUAAUGUUUAACGCUACCUUAUUGGUUACACUUUUUGGAACAUCUUAUUAAAUGACAUUAGACUAAGGAAACACUUCAGUUAUUCCACCUCAUGCCGGUAAUGGCGUUGUGCUUAUGUGGGUUAUUAGUCCUAAUCCUUCGCCCUACCGAAUGUUUUGGUUGAAGAACAAACUAUAAUCUUAAAGGUUAUCAUUACUAUGACGACUUUUCAGCUAAGCGCCACUACUGUAAGGGAUCUGAAAGUAAAGUCUAGACAGUGCUAUCGAUUUGUCUCUAAAGAAACAACCAUUUUCGUCACACAAAGAGUUACCUCCCUUGUUUUCACUCGCCAGAUGGCAACGCUUGUCGAUGUAGGAAGCGACGAUGAAUAUGCUGAUGACGAUAGCGACGAUGCAGUCACCGUGCAACAUUUCAAGUCAGCGGUGACUAAUGGAACUGUCAAGACCUUUACUCUGUGAGUGAAAAAAAAACAACUUAACAAAAUAUAUAGCAGUCUUUAAGUCAGCAAAAGUUUGACAACAACAACAACACCGCCACGAAAUCGGCUGUGACAGUCGCAGCGACGACAAAGCGGAGGACGGGCUGCAUCGAUGCUGAUGAUGGACGACAUCGGCGCGACUGCGACCCUGGAGCCGUUGACCGGCGAAGAGGAACUGGAGGACAUCAUCAACUCCACGCACCUGCCUUCCGAAGACAACGAGACCCAGGACUGCGACUUCGACUCCUCGGGCGGCGGCGGAGUGUCCUCUGCAGCCACGUCGCACACCUGCGGCUUCUGCGGUGACGCUUUCUCGUCGUACGCGGCACUGCUGGAGCACAAGAGCAAGCACGGCGGCGACCGGCCCUACGCCUGCCACGUGUGUGACAAGCGCUUCACGCAGAAGGCGCACCUCAUUAUUCACCGGCGCACGCACACCGGCGAGAAGCCAUACUCCUGCCACAUCUGCCACAAACGCUUUGCACAGUCCUCGCACCUCAACAGCCACAAGCGAGUGCACACGGGUGAGAAGCCCUUCUUCUGCAGCAUCUGCAACAUGGGCUUCUGCCGCCGCCAGCGCUUGGAGGUGCACCUGCAGCAGCACGCGCGCGACGUGGAGGGUCUAAUGCAGGCCUCUAAGUCAUCGGACUUCAUCGCUGCGUCUGCGUCAUCGUCGUCCUCGCCCACGGCAAAAUUCUCGGCCCUUCCGAUGACCUUCCGGGACGAAGAGAAUGGCUAUGGUAUCUCCUGUUCCCCUACGCAGUCGCUGCAGCGGGCGGGUUCGACCCCGAAGAACCGUCGCAAACCGGCUUUUGUUCGGCGGCUGGGAACAGAACGGGGCGACUCCUCUGCGGGCGGAAGGCACGGCCUUGCCGACAGAAUCGGCGGUGUCCGACGACAGCAUUCCCCACCUGCUCUUGAAACAUUCUUUUUUGGGCGUCGGGACAGGCCUGGUGGGUGGGCCGGACCGGGCCAUCAACGGUUCACCACUGGAAAAUUUUCAGCGGUGGGACCCGGUCGGCAGUCGUCGUCGUCGUCGUCUUCAGCGGCGGCGGCGUCUGCGGGGGUGGCGGGCGUGGCCUCGAGCCUUUCGUCGCUGAUCCGCACCAACAACCGCGUGACGUUGGUGGACUUCACGGCCGAUGACCUACUGCGGCAUCUCAUGUCGCGCGACGACGUGUACCGCUGCGACUUCUGCCGUGUCAUCUUCCACGACGCCGCCAUGUACCACCUACAUCGAAGCAUGCACGACAAGAUGGACAUCCGAUGCUGUAACUUGUGUGGCAAGCUGCUGGUCGACAAGUACGACUUCACCGCCCACUUCCUCAGCCAGCACAAAUGACUCGACGCUGCUGCAACUUCCGAGAAACAUGAAAGAAAUCUUUGAGCGUUUCCGCACAGUGUGUCUAUGCGUUCUGCACUUAUUUUGCCUUACUUCCCAAUCGCACUAUUUUCCUCCACCCACUCCCGCCUUUGAUCACAACUAUAUUUGAUGCGUGUUUGCGUUUAGCAUGAUGCACAAAUCAAGCGUAGAGAAACCUGCAUACUUGGGUGGAUGCUUGGAAAUUCAGUGCAUGACAGUAAUUCAGAGUUGGGAAGGGGGUGUGGGGUGGUAUAACAAGAUCUGAUAUUUUUUCUUCUUGGCAGGAUGUGAGUUCGAGAGAGAGAGAGGGGGGAUGGGUGGGGGGGGGGGUGGGAUAGAUUCUGGCCUCUGAAUGAUGCAGGAAGUGUUCUUAAUCUGUAAGUGAUUAAAAGAAGCUGUGGAGCAAGAGGCGAAGCCCCCUUUUCGUCACUUUUGACUUUAAUAAUGUUCGUUUGCCACGUGACAAUUCAAGACCACCUAUAUACAAAAUGGAUGGACUUUUUAGUACACGGAUGUCUCAGCAGGUUCUCUUUGCGAAAAAGGUGUUACUCGGACAGUAUUAGCAAAUCCGCUUUGUGCAAAUUGUUGAAGGGUCUCAUGCAAGAUAACUCGAAUUUAUUUUAAGGAAGGUAGGGAGUAUGGCUGGGUAAGGGGAGACAGCAAGCUCAGCAGUAAUUUUUUUUUAAAUCGACUUUCUCAGCGACAUCGCUGUUUCUGUGUGCGGCAAGGAUCGUGCAAAGCACAUCCCUGUCCACGAGACUAUUACUCAACGUUUCCCCGUCAAGCACAGUGUUAAACACGUGCUGACUAUUUCUUAACACGGCAAUAAAAACGUUUGUUCUUUUUUACUUUACAUUAUGUAAAGACUAUUAUGAUUGGUUAUUGACUUGAGAUGCUUGUAUCGCCGUGAUAUAUAUAUAUAGCCUUAGUUGCUGGCAUGGCAUAAAACUCAAAUAACUUUGAGAUGUUCGUAACAGAGAAUCCUUUUCCUAUCAACUUACUGCACUUUGUUGAUGUUUUAUUGACAAGCACAGCUGCGCAUUUUCGUGUGUUGCAUUUGGUUACUUCUUUUUGUUAUUUAAUUAGUUUUUUUUCUUGUCUCAUAGUCUUAGAGUGGCAUCUUUUUAACAGAGUAGUUUGUUUAACCGGACAAUGGAUGCUAGUUUAAGAAUUAAGUGGAGCCUGGAAAGCUGAAGCCAGAUUGUAGAUUUGUAAUGUAGAAUUACAAGGAAAUCUGUCCUCUGUCGUUGAUACAGAGGAAGAGAGUUAAGAUGUAAGCAGCUAGAGUUAAGCCUACGAUUAAUGGAAAUGAGGUAAAAGAUGGAAGUCUACUGGGAAGAUGCCUAUCUGCAGGGCAUCAUGAUUUUCAGAAAAUUUUCGAAGUAACUUAAAUAUAAUUACCCCUUUUUAGGCGUGUUCUAUGCAUCAUACAUUAUACUCUAUACUCAUUAUACGUCUACCUGCGAUCUCCAAAAGCUAAAAACUAUGUAGGAGAAUAAGAAAUAUCUCGGGGUAAGCAGCUACAAUUUGCUCUGGUCAAAGCUACUAAAGUUGUGGUGCUUAGUAUGGAUUGCACGCGUCAUAAGAUCGAAGUAGCCAUUAGGAAAUGACAAUAUGUCUGGUCUUAAUCCUCGUGCUUUACUAAAACCUCGCGUAUGUUCACGAUACCACAGUUCCCCACCUGAAUUUAAAAAUAAGUGACACAGUCCACGUAAAAUAAUAUCCGGUCUUUUUUAAAAAGUUGUAAUGAUUUUAAAUGAAUGCUGCGACCUAUUUUAAAAGCAGUUCACAACACUCUCGAAACAGUAUGUGAAUUGAAUGUCUUAUUAACAGUUUCCAUUGCGGGGAACGUCUUCACGGACAUACGGCCCACGCUUUUGUCUCCGCAGCUCGACAUUCCUCAAUAUUUCCAAACUUAUUCAGAAUCUUUAACACAAAUCGUGGUUGACAUUUUGUUAGAGAAAGAGAUUAAAAAAGUAAUUUAGGUUUCGUGUGACAUUUUGAAAUCGUCACAUUGUUUGCAGUCUUCAGAUGUCUUUUUGACAGGAAAAGGUUCUGGUGAAACAUUUUGAGAACGGUGUUCAUGCAUACUGUACGUGUUCAUGUAUUUUAAGUACCCAGCCACAAGAAGAGGUCCCACGUCCAUAAUGUGUUUCAGAAAAAAGUGGUUGGCUGGUAUAUUUGAAGUGCAAAUGUGCACAACGUAAAGAAAUUUUAAUAUCUUUUGACAUUCAGUUUUUCACCUCUAGAUCCCCUCUCCCACACCUGUCUUAUUAUUCUGUCUGUCUGUGUUUGUAUGGCUGUGUGCUAUAAGCGAAUUGUGUUAAUCUAUCGUUUUGUCUGUAACUGUAUAAAGCCCACAAUGUUUGAUGAUAGAGUUUACUUACAAAGUCAUAAUUUUCAGAAAGUAUAUCAGAGAAGAAUUAAAUCUGAUUUAUACAGGGACCCCUUUUUUUAACAUGAAAUAUUUUUGCUUUCCUUUCGUAAAAAUUGGCAAGAUCGUUAGUCUUGUUUUUCGAAUGCAAUUGUAAGAAAUUAUGCUUGUGGAAAACGAAAGGUAGUUUUCACGAUUCUGACAUGGAAUGUCUUUCGUUAUAUGCUUGAUAAUAUAAACAGCUAUCUUGUUUACUACACUGAUUAAACAUUCCACAUUUUGAUGUAAACUAA